AACAGUUAAUGACUUUUGCGCUGUAUUAGACACGUACAGGGCAGCGUCCACACGUCCAGCAUGUCUACUUCAGUGUUGGCUUUUAUCGUUGUGAAGCUUUUGGUUUUAGAUUUUCAAAGUAUUUUAGGGGACCCAUCAAGCGGGAUUGCUGCCUUUAUUCAGUAUUCCCAAUGUUCAGCUUUUCAAGCACCACCAGUCAGUGGAGGAGUGCACACGGUACGUACAAAGACGGGAUGUGCCAGGAUGUGUUCUGAAGACCCGGCUUGUGUGGCUUACAGUGUCUCUGGACCUCUAUGCCGGACACACGAGGAGUUGUUCCAGACUGGAGAAUGCUACAGUGGAGGCUGGAAACAUUAUAAUAUUCAUAAACGCUGCAAGAAUGAGGGCUACACUGGCGUGGCAACACGGAAGUGUAAGUGUUACGGUGGAUACGUCGGUGACGACUGUGAGCGACUAAUGAUCGAUUGCUCUGAGGGUUUUACCAGCGGUCACUAUGACGGAGAAGAUGGUCUGUUUCUAGUUCACCCUGUGUUGUCUCCGGAACCCUUUCAAGUCUGGUGCAGGAUGGCGCAUGGCGGUAAUACAUAUAUACAGAGACAUGAGCGUAACUCCACAAGUUUCUACCGUACGUGGCAAGAUUACAAAGAUGGAUUCGGCGAUCCACGUUAUGACUUCUGGCUCGGAAACGACAAAAUCUCCCACAUUGUAAAUGGACGUGAUCACAAACUUUUCUUUAACUACAUAGAUGUUUUCACUCUUAAGUUCAGACAGCAGAUAUACACUGAAUUCAAACUAAACAGGAACAAUGAUUAUCAAAUGACAUUUGUGUUGACUUGGGGACACUCGGACCCUUCACAUCAUGGGGGUGAUUGUUUGGGCGCAUUGAAAGGGCAGCCCUUCUCUACCUUCGAUAGAGAUAAUGAUGACAGUCCUUUGAACUGUGCUGAAGAACACAAGUCUGGGUUCUGGUUCAAGAGAUGCACCCCCUGUAAUCCCAAUGGGGUUUGGUCAGAGACUCCAGACAAGAAGAGAGCUGGAUUACCUUGGGAGAUGUUCUGGACGCCUGCUUAUGGAGAUAACCUGAUACUCUCUUGUUCGAUCUUUUUGGUGGCCAUGUAA
Haliotis rubra (blacklip abalone) is the source of this 1119-nucleotide messenger RNA. Its product is annotated as fibrinogen-like protein 1. The transcript is spliced from 3 exons. The record is from RefSeq and is a predicted model, not a curated record. Bases 61 to 1119 code for a protein of 352 amino acids. NCBI's taxonomy places the organism in Eukaryota, Metazoa, Mollusca, Gastropoda, Lepetellida, Haliotidae.